Messenger RNA from Linum trigynum, 4158 nucleotides. The record is from the annotation of a GenBank genome assembly. Lineage: Eukaryota; Viridiplantae; Streptophyta; Magnoliopsida; Malpighiales; Linaceae.
UUUCACCUUCUUAAUAACAUCAUAUCUCAUUUUUAUGUUUGACAAAUUCAUCUCAAACAUUCAUGCCCAGUCAUAAUUGUCCAUCUACUUGAAUUGCCUAUUUAUAUUCGAUCAUUGUACUUUACAAACUACUUCACAUUCAAGCACUCUACUUAUUUACUUAUUAUAAGAUUUGCUCGUAGCAAUUCCAUUUUGGCAUUGAGCUCAUCUCAAUUGAGCAUUUACUUGUUUUCCUGGUCAAUUGAUAAACUAUUUUACAUAAUGUCAUGUUUUCAAUUUCUUCUCUAGCAAAUAGUUGUUGAACACUAGAUUAUCAUGUAUAAACGAAUGAGAAUAUAUUAGUAAAGUUUACAUAGACAAAUAUCUAUAGAAAGCAGAAAAACAACUUUUCCCUAGGAUUAAAAUCACCAUCUAGAUCUGGAUCCAGCAAAUCACCCAAAUAUACUAAAAUUCAUAUCCACUCAGUGAGAUCACUACGAGCGGGGAAAGUUAAUAUGCUAACUUGAAGAUUCAUUAGCAGCUACUAACUGAUAUCGAACAUACAUGAACCAAGUACUAAAGUAUCUAGAGAGCACAGAUUAGUAUUCAAAGUUUGCUAACUGAUAUCCACCAUGAAUCAACUAUUCACUACAACAAAUUCGGCCUAUUAGGACAAAAAAAAAAUUUUUUUUGUCAUUUUCCUUUUGUCAUAAUAGAUCCUAUAAUAUGACAAAAAGUAUAAAUGUCGCAUUUGGUACUCCUAAGGUGACAAAAUAUCGUUUUGUCAGAAUACGUUGUCAGUUAAAGUCAAUAACGUGACCAAAUUUGUGUGUCACUAUAUGGUUCGUCAAAAUAGGUAACCCACAUCGGGUUGUAAGAGACAUAAAGUGACAAAAUGUCAUCGUCAAAGUAUCGUUUGUCAUAUUAUGUCUUGAUGAAUUGUUUAAAUGACAAAUUGGUUUGUCACAAUAGAGAACCAUAAGCCCUCGCCGAUCUGACCAAAUGUAAUGUUGGUCAUAAUAUAGUGGUCUCGAGAUGUGACAAUGACAUUUCGUCAUACUUGGUGUUUUUAGACUGCAACCUCUUUCCCUCGGGAGAACAAUUAUACUCCUUUCCUUGUCUCUUCAAAUUGCGCAGUCCAUCAAAAUCCAAAGGAACCCGACAUAAAAGUCACCAUCAAUAUUCCAACGACCUCGAUCCUUUACCCGUCCUCCACCAAUCGGGCCGGCCACUCACCGGCGGGAUUUCCAUCGUCGUAGAUGUUCCACCAAUCGCCCCGUCACCACCGCAGUUCAAAGAUCCCCAAUCUCCGAAACCUAAAUUUCUUUACGGAUUGGAGAGCAAACUCGCUGGUCUUUCUCCCUCCCUCGUUUCCCAUAGCAAACUCGCUGGUCUCAGAAAUAGGUAAGCGUCGUCCCUCCCUCCCGUGGCUACCGUGUAAUGCUAAUUUAGCUUAAGACUAUUCUGGUGGUUUAUCUAUCUGAAUGAGCUCUUGUGUUUCCUUGUCAUUGACUCGGUGGCAGGUGCUGCUUAUAUCUUCGAUCCUUCAACCAUCCAGUUGUGCUAAUUAGAAUAGAGAGAAGGCACCCCAGGCACUAAGCAAAGGUAAGAUUCGAUUAAUGUCUUCAAUUAUUUUGUUUUAAUGAAAUCGUGUAAGUCAACUGGUUCCUAAUGGUUUGUCAUAUACCCUCUGUAUAUCCUUUCCUAUUUCAUCUCACGCUGUGCUUCCAUCUUGACCAACUGCCUAUAAAGGGAAGGUCAGUUUCUUUACGCACAGAUUGAAUGAGUAGAAAUUGGAUUAAGCUUAAGGAUAGGUUUUGUGAUGAAUAUCAAAAGAGGGUUUCUGAAUUCAUAGGGGCUGCCAGCAAACAUGUUGAUACGCUAGGUAGAACUAGAUGCCCUUGUAAAAGGUGCAAUAAUCGAAACUUCAAGAAGUUGGAGAUUGUCGCAGAUGAUAUAACCAGGAAUGGCAUGGUGGAGACAUAUGCUACAUGGAUCCAUCAUGGUGAGUCGUUUGACUUUGGGAGUACUAGACAUCAGCCUAGGCAACCUACAGUUGCGCUUGAGACUGAGGGUUUAGAGGAUGACAUGGCUGAUAUGUUAGGGGAUAUGCUGCGUGCUUCUUCUGGAAAUAGUCCUGUCAUUGAGGGGUCAACAACACCUAAUUAUUCUAAUCUAACAGACCUCAAUGAUAAAUUGGCUCGGCUAAUCCGUGAUGCCAAUUUGCCAUUAUACCCUGGAUGCAAAGACUUUUCUAGAUUAUCAUUUGUUAUGAAAUUGCUGAACAAUAAACUGGUAACCAACAGUACUGAUAAAGCCUUCAACAUGAAUCUGGACCUAGUCAAGAAAGCUUUACCUGUUGGUGAGACGCUUCCUUCUUCCUUCUAUGAAGUUAAGCGGUACAUGGAAGAUCUUGGGUUCGGUUACACCACUAUAGAUGCAUGUCCAAAUCAUUGUGUACUCUAUAGAGGUCCUCUAGAAUCUGCCAAGUCAUGUCCCAAAUGCAAUGAGUCUAGAUACAUACCUGGGAAACAAAAUAAUGUAGCCCAAAAGAAAGCUAGGUAUUUCCCACUAAAAGAUAGGCUGCAAAGAUUGUACAUGACUAAGGAGGAUGCUAAAGACAUGAGGUGGCACAAGGACUUGCGUGUCGAUGAUGAUACGUUAAGGCAUCCGGCAGAUGGAAAAACUUGGAAACGAUUCGAUGAGGAACAUAGUUGGUUUUCUGCAGACCCUAGCAAUGUUCGCCUUGCUCUUCUAAGUGAUGGGUUCAAUCCUUUUGGGAACAUGAGCAAUAGCUAUAGCAUGUGGCCUGUCGUGUUAACACCGUACAAUCUCCCGCCUUGGAAAUGUUUGACAGAACCUUAUUUUAUUCUUGCUGUCCUUAUACCUGGAGAGAAAUCGCCUGGUAAUAACAUACAUGUGUACUUAGAGCCCCUAAUAGAAAUGUUGAGAGAUUUAUGGGAGGAUGGGGUCAGUGCGUAUGACGCACACUCAAACGAAACAUUUCGUUUACAUGCUGCUUUGUUAUGGACAAUAAACGAUUUCCCCGCAUAUGGCAUGCUAUCGGGCUGGAGUACGAAGGGGAGAUUAGCCUGUCCUGUAUGUAAUAGUGAGACAUGCUAUGAACGUUUGGAUUUUAGUCAUAAAGAGUGUUACAUGGGGCAUCGAAGAUGGCUGCCAACUGACCAUAGGUGGAGAAAAAGUCGGAAAUUUGAUGGGAAGCAUGAACUUAGAGGCAAACCAAGAGUGUUGUCUGGAGAUCAACUUUUGCAGCAAAUAGAUAAGGCCUUUCUCUCUGAUGUGGUUGUGAAUGGUUGUGGGAAAAGGAAAAGGGGAAGUUCUGAUGAUAUUCUAAAUAACUGGAAAAUCAAAGCUUCAUUUUGGAGUUUGCCAUAUUGGAAAACUAUAGAGUUGAGGCAUAAUUUAGAUGUUAUGCAUGUUGAAAAAAAACAUUAGUGAGAAUGUGAUAGCUACACUACUAUAUAUCGAGGGUAAGACCAAAGAUACAGCCAAUGCUAGACGGGAUUUGGAAGACAUGCAUAUUAGGAAAGAGCUACAUCUGGUGAGAGACGGUGAUAAGUAUAAAAUGCCUCCCGCUUUAUACACCAUAAAAACCGCACAACUAAGGCCAUUUUGUGAUUGGUUGAGGUCGAUCAAAUUCCCAGAUGCUUAUGCAUCUAAUAUAUCCCGGUGUGUGACUACUGAUGGUCGAUCAAUCACUGGCAUGAAAAGCCAUGAUCACCAUGUCUUCAUUCAACACCUUCUGCCUGUUGUUGCACAAGGGUUCCUGAGCAAAGAAGUAUAUAAUAUAUUGUCUCAACUUAGUGAAUUCUUUCUUGAGUUGUGUUCAAGAACAUCGAAGUCAACUGUCUGGAAACUCAGUGAUAACAUUCCAGUUAUACUUUGCAACCUGGAAAUGUUGUAUCCACCAGCUUUCUUUGUCGUGAUGAUGCAUCUGCCUAUUCACCUUCCCCGCGAAAUUGAGCUCGGGGGACUGGUGCAGUAUCGCUGGGUGUACCCAAUGGAGAGGUACAACCUGAGUCAUGCACAUUAAUUUUUUUCUCCGACUUUUUAUAUAACGUAGCUAACUUUGGUAUUAUGACGUUUUCUUGGUUUUGAUUUAACUAGGUUUUUAGGAAUUCUUAAAUCUUAUGUUUCUAAUAAGGCCCGUGCCGAGGG